AUGCCGGGGCAUAAAUCGAAUGCAGAGAAAGGGGACUCGGAGAAGCAGCUGCGGAGGGACCCUUAUGAGGUGUUGGGAGUGAACAGGAAUUCUACCGAUGUAGAGAUUAAGAGCGCCUAUCGGAAAUUGGCACUGAAGUAUCAUCCUGACAAAAAUGCAAAUGACACUAACGCCACAGAUAUGUUCAAAGAGGUCACCUUCUCGUAUAACAUUUUGUCUGAUCCAGAUAAAAGACGGCAAUAUGAUGCGGCUGGUUUUGAGGCUGUUGAAUCUGAAAGCCAGGAACUGGAACUUGAUCUUUCAAGUUUAGGAACUGUCAAUACUAUGUUUGCUGCAAUCUUUAGCAAGCUUGGAGUCCCAAUAAAAACUACAGUUUCAGCCACUGUCUUGGAGGAAGCAUUAAAUGGUUCUGUGACAGUUCGUGAGCUCCCAUUUGGGCAACCUCUGUGUAGGAAGGUGGAUAAGCAGAGUGCCCACUUCUAUUCAGUUAUUGUAUCAGAAGAGGAUGCACAUGCUGGAGUUGUAUGCAGAGUUUAUUCGUCCGACAAAAGCAAGUUUAAGCUAUUAUACUUCGAUAAGGAAGAUAAUGGUGGAUUAAAUCUUUCUAUACAGGAGGAUAGUUCGAAAGCUGGGAAGGUUACAUCUGCUGGGAUGUAUUUUCUUGGAUUCCCUGUUUACCGGAUGGACCCUGCUCAUAGCUCUACGGCAGCUGCAAAAGAUCCAGAUGCUGCUUUUUUCAAAAUGCUAGAUGGGUUUCAGCCUUGUGAAAUUAAUGAACUGAAAGCUGGCAUUCACUAUUUUGCAGUUUAUGGAGACAAUUUUUUUAGAAACGUAAGCUACACCAUAGAAGUUCUUUCUGCUGCACCUUUUUUGGAGGAGAAAGAGGAUCUUAGAUCUGUGGAAGCUCAAAUUUUGUCAAAAAGGGCUGAACUUUCUAAAUUUGAAACUGAAUAUAGAGAGGUUCUCGCUCAAUUUACCGAGAUGACUAACAGAUAUUCACAGGAAAUGCAAGCUAUUGAUGAGCUGCUCAAGGAGAGGAAUGAUGUCCAUGCUUCCUACACAACUACCCCACGAAUAAAGCGUAGCAGUUGUAGAAGCAAGAACAAGGCCACGUUCAAGGAAAGUGACGACGGCCUCAUGAGGGAGAAUAAGUAUUCUAGGGACAGGUCUAAGAAGAAGAAAUGGUUCAAUCUUCGUCUAAAGGUCGACAAAAGGAAGCCUUGUGGGAUGGACUGA
Messenger RNA from Striga hermonthica, 1236 nucleotides. NCBI's taxonomy places the organism in Eukaryota, Viridiplantae, Streptophyta, Magnoliopsida, Lamiales, Orobanchaceae. The record is from the annotation of a GenBank genome assembly.